This is a messenger RNA of Oryzias melastigma (Indian medaka), 683 nucleotides long. Its product is annotated as heat shock protein 30-like. Lineage: Eukaryota; Metazoa; Chordata; Actinopteri; Beloniformes; Adrianichthyidae. Gene Ontology annotation, biological process: protein refolding; response to heat. Gene Ontology annotation, molecular function: protein folding chaperone. The coding region runs from base 102 to 629 and encodes 175 amino acids. The record is from RefSeq and is a predicted model, not a curated record. The transcript has a single exon.
GCAAGUAGACAGGAGGGGAUGCUGCUGAAUCUAGUCAAAUAGCUCCAUCUAGUGGAACUGUGUGGUUUUUUCCAGAAUCUUCCUGCAGCUGUCUGAAGCUGAUGAACACAUUUCAACACAACAUUCUGGAGGAGGCGGAGCCUCUCCAGAGCAGUGUGGCCCUGCAACCUGUGAGCUUCCAGCUGGACAAAGACGGACAGCACUUUGGCCUGACCCUGGACACUGCAGGCUUUUCUCCAGAGGAGCUGUCUGUCAGGCAGGUGGGCAGGAAGCUGAGAGUCAGCGGGAAGACAGAGAAGAAACAGGAGGACGGGAAAGGCUCCUACUCUCACAGACUCCAGGAGUUCAGACAGGAGUUGGAUCUGCCUGAAGGCCUGAACCCUGAAGCCGUCACCUGCUGCCUGUCUCCAGACGGAAAGCUCCACAUCCAGGCAGUCAAAGAGGAGGCUGACAGAGAGCUGAGCAUCAAGAGGAGCUGGGAGGAGGAACCACAGCAGAGAGAGUGUUCACAGACACAAGACAGCACAGACUCACAACACACCAUAGAACCAACACAACACAUGGACUCACACACACAUUCAUGGGACUUUAUGAUCAGUUUUAGAUGGAGAGAAUUGAAGCUACUUUGAUUUAUUUGGAUCUAUUAACUUGUGUUUUUGAUAAAUGUAACAAGAAGUAGUGAU